Messenger RNA from Centropristis striata (black sea bass), 3695 nucleotides. RefSeq names its product plakophilin-1-like. Gene Ontology annotation, cellular component: adherens junction; plasma membrane; cytoplasm. Gene Ontology annotation, molecular function: cadherin binding. The transcript has 13 exons. The record is from RefSeq and is a predicted model, not a curated record. The coding region runs from base 12 to 2546 and encodes 844 amino acids. Gene Ontology annotation, biological process: cell-cell adhesion; intermediate filament bundle assembly; cell-cell junction assembly. Lineage: Eukaryota; Metazoa; Chordata; Actinopteri; Perciformes; Serranidae.
CCUCCGUCUGGAUGUUGUCUGACGGUUUAAAAAAAAUGGUGAGUCUUGAACCGCUGAAGUCGGUCAUUUCCAUCGGGAAUGUGGACGACACGUCGCUGGCCCUGCCGUCCAUUACCCAGUGCCGCUCAGGACAGCAGCGCGUCCUGGAACAAGUGCAGACUAUCAGGAGGACCAAGUCCAGGCACUCCAGCACCAGCAGAGGGUCUACUUUGUCUCCAACCACCCCAACAAGUCCUUCAUAUGAUUCUGUGUUUUUUGAGUCCCCAAAGUCACAGUCUGGCAUAUCUAAUGGAGGACUCUACUACGGGAAUGGCCUGUCUGGAAUUAUCAGCCAUGAGAACCGGCCACUCAACAACAAUAAGGGAACCAGUGUGAAGAUGAACACAGCAGCCACAACCUAUCAGUAUGAGAAGGCUUACGGCCCCGUCUGCAUCAUGCCGGUUGGUCUGAACGACACCAGCCGCAGCGAGCCUGAUUUCGCCCGGCAGCGCUCCGUGCCAAAGAUUUCUGCUGCUUCGCAGAGACUCCCUUCCAACAGGGGCACCUACAGGACAGAGAGGACCACCAGCCAGUUCAUAACGAGGACUGGAUCCCAACAUCAGCCCCAGUUUCAGUCUCAGUCCCAAUACCAGUACCAGUCUCAGCCUCAGCUUCAGGCUCAGUCCCAGUACCAGUCACAGCCUCAAAUUCAGUCUCAGUCCCAGUACCAGUCUCAGCCUCAGCCUCAAAUUCAGUCUCAGUCCCAGUACCAGUCUCAGCCUCAAAUUCAUCUUCAGACUCAGUCGCAGUACCAGUCUCAGCCUCAAAUUCAGGCUCAGUCUCAGUACCAGUCUCAGCCUAAGCCUCAGGCUCAGUCCCAGUACCAGGCUCAGUCCCAGUUCCAGUCUGUGCGUCAGUCUCAGUCCCAUUUCCAGUCUCAGCCUCAGCUUCCGCCCCAGCCUUCGUUCACCAUGAAUGGCACAAGUCAGACCAAAGCAAACAACGGGUUCCUGUGCGGCAAAAUUGACCAGACCAAAACCACCUCGAAGACUGUCGUCACUGAGACCGAUUCAAAGACCAAAGAAGAUUCAUUGCUUAAUGGCAGUGGAGUUGCUGAUAUCACUAUGAAGGAGGCUGUGGAGUAUCUUUCAAAUGGACAAGAUGCAUAUCAGCACUGUGGCGCUUCCUACAUUCAGCACAACACUUACAUCGAUGACAAGGCUAAAGAGGAGGUGUUGAAGCUCAAUGGGAUCGCUCCCCUGGUGGGUCUGCUUCGCAGUCCCAGCUCACAGGUCAGCCAGACGGCCUCAGCCGCCCUCCGCAACCUGUCCUUUAAAAGCAGCAACAACAAGGAGGAGAUACAGCGCGCGCAUGGCAUCGAGGAGGCUGCAGCGCUGCUCAGAGAUACAGACUCUGUAGAGAUACAGAAACAGCUGACAGGUCUUCUGUGGAAUCUAUCCUCUGUAGACAGCCUGAAGCCAGACCUGCUGAAGAGCGCGCUGCCUGUCUUAAUGGAGCGUGUGAUCCUGCCUUACACAACAGGUCCUGACCGGUCCAGCCAAGACCCUGAAGCCUUCUUUCAUGCCACCGGAUGUCUGAGAAACCUAAGCAGCACGAAGCAAAGCAACAGACAGGCGAUGAGAAAAUGUCGAGGCUUGGUCGACUCUUUGGACAGUUACGUCAAAGACUGCGUGGAUGCAGGAAACCCAGAUGAUAAGGCUUUAGAAAACUGCGUGUGCAUCCUUCACAACCUGACGUUCCAGCUGGAGGCCGAGGCUCCGGCUCUGUUCAACAGGAUGACAGCGUUGGCUAGGACAGUCAACAGGGGCCAGAGCCAGAGCGAAACGGGCCCCAUCGGCUGCUUCAGUCCCCAGAGCAAGUCAUCAGAAGUGGAGCGCAACUUUGACUUCCCUGUCGUGGAGGAUCCACAGCCUAAUGGGGCCGGGCGGCUGUUGCACUCCAGCACUCUGCAGAAUUACCUGUCUGUGCUCAGCACCAGCCAGCGAGAAGAAACACAGGAAGCCUGUUGUGGAGCGCUGCAGAACCUCACCACAAAUGAAGGCAUUGUCUCCAGUGUAAUGAGCCAGACUAUUGUGCAGAAACUUAAUGGCCUGCAAGUCAUCACUCCCCUUUUAAAAUCAAAAAAAGUCAACAUUCAGAGGAACGCAGUGGCUUUGCUUGGAAACCUGAGCAGGAAUCCAAACCUGCAAAAUACCAUAGCUCGUAAAGCCCUCCCAGACCUGCUGGCCAUCCUCAGCGCAGGCACCAAGGAAGGAAACGAGUCUGAUGACACGCUGGCCAUGGCCUGCCAGACAUCCAGCUGCCUGCUAAUGAAGGAUCCUGACAUGGGCAAGCACCUGUUAAACGGCAACCUGAUUCGUUCACUGAAAGAGCUCAGCCAGGACGGAUAUUUCCCCAAAUCCAGCAAAGCUGCAGCCAUGCUUCUCUACAAAAUGUGGUCAGAUAAAGAAUUGCAAAGCCAUCUGAAAAAGAAAGGGAUGCCCAAGUCCUCGUUUGUGAAUGACAUCACCACGGCGGCACACAAGUCGGCUCAAGUUGUGGAUUAAUGCGACAGUCGUUUACCAAAGUAACUCGCCGGCAAGUCGUCUGCACAUCUGCAGCAUCCUUUCUCAUUUCACAAAGACUUACAGAUGCUUUUGAUGCAUGUAUCCACAUAAUGCUCACAUUUAAAUACAAUAGCCUUGUAAAUGCUGUAAGGUUACUGUUCCUUUGUAGGACAAAAAAGGUGAAGGUUAAGAUGCUGUUCUAGUUUUGCACUCAAAUGUCUUUUGAUAUAAAUUUGGGGCCUGUGCCUGUAAUAUGCCACCAUGUGCUUGCUUUAAUACAUAAUAACAUAAGGGUUAAAGGCAAACCUCUGUAUUUUUUUUAACCUGGAUGCUAUUGUCUAAGUGAUUAAUGGGGAGUUGUAAAAUGAGUCCAGUAUUGGACAGUAUACAAACAGGCUGCGACUUGAUGCUAUUUGACCCAGAGAGACUUUUACCUAAAGAGAUCAGAAAGAGAUGUCCAUAAAUGUGCAGAUACAUUUUUCAAACCCCUGCAAAAUUACUCUUUUUACUCUCAGAAUUUGAUUGAUUCGGUCCAAUAACAUUUGGAAAGUCUAGAAGAUUAAAUCAUUCUACUCCUGUUCAAGAAAGAGGAGCGCCAAAAAGGAAGCAGUCAGCUCGGCCAGUGGAAGUUUCUAGUGUGCUUCUUCAUGGACCCAUAGAUGCAGAAGAACCAUAGAAGAUCCUCGUAUUUUUUCAUGCACAAAAGUCAAACUUUGAGCAACUUUCAUAGGAAUGAACAGGCCCACACCUCCAACACUGUAUUCGGUUCUCUUUAUACAUCAAUGGCCAGAGGUUUUGCAGACUACCUUGAAAUGUAAAAUCCACUCAUAACUGCAACUUCAAAAAUCAACGACUAAAAUAGAACACAGGUUAAAAACAAUACACAAGUUCACCUUUAAAAUUGUAUCAUGCACUGAGGUUACUGUUUUAAUAUGAUGCAAUGCUGUAAGAACAACAUAUGUAACAGAGAUAUGUUCAUGAGUUCAUUGCUAUAACAACAGUGAUACUAUCUUAAGCAGUGAUUUGUGUUUACAUUUAGUAAAGACUUGUAUGCAGCUGUUUUUAUAUGUAUGUGUGUGUGAUCUUGGAAUAUUUGUAAUGUCCCAAAAGUUUAAAUAAAUAAAGCUGACAGGUACUAACUCUUCUGUA